CCUUCCUCUCCUCUUUCCGCCCGCAGGUUCAUUCUCUUCUGUUGUGGGUAAAUGCAAAAAUUUCCUCUCAUUCGAUCUCUCACUGUCAAUCCUCGAUCGUCACUGGUAGCCCGGAUCCUUGUGUCGUACGCUCGGAUCACAUCCUGUCGUUCGAUGGCAAGUAUAACCUCCUUCGGUACGGCGGCGCACGGAGUGGGCACACACAUCCACCUGGACCGGUCCAGGUGGAGGAUUGUGUCCAACGUCAACGAACACGUCUUCCCAUUUGACCGCGAGGAUGCAGAGACCUUCGACAUUCGCCCGUAUAUCUGUGCCAGGUUCCGUGUGCGGAAGGUCCAACAGGGCCCUCAAGAAGAUGCCUUUAUGCGCGUGUACAAGCAGAUCCCCAUCCUAGGAUCGGAGUUCAACACUGCGGAGGAAAUCGCCAGGCAGGCCAAGCCGCAGGUUCCCACCGAGGUGAAGGCCUUUCAGCGGUUUUCGUCCCUUCACCCAUGCCCGGAUUGCACUCCAACCCUCCUCGACAUUACUUCGUCGGUUGGCUCAACUGCCUUCCUCUGA
Molecule: messenger RNA, 558 nt
Organism: Aspergillus fijiensis CBS 313.89
Lineage: Eukaryota; Fungi; Ascomycota; Eurotiomycetes; Eurotiales; Aspergillaceae
Exons: 2
Coding region: 52-558 (168 amino acids)
Source: RefSeq, a predicted model, not a curated record